Molecule: messenger RNA, 264 nt
Organism: Parnassius mnemosyne (clouded apollo)
Lineage: Eukaryota; Metazoa; Arthropoda; Insecta; Lepidoptera; Papilionidae
Source: the annotation of a GenBank genome assembly
UUGGACAGUUAUGUAGCUGAAAGUCUUCUACCUAGAAAUCAGAGCCCUUUUGAUUGGUGGACAAAGCAUAAGUUUAAAUACGCACAGUUAGCUAAUUUAGCCAGAGUAUUUCUAAGUGCUCCUGGUAGCAGUGUCUACAGCGAAAGAUUAUUUUCAGAAGCAGGAAACCUUUACGAGAAGAAACGCAACAGACUAUUGCCAGAGAGGGCUGAGAGCUUGGUGUUUCUGCACCAUAACUUACCCUUGAUUAAUUACAAAUACUAA